Molecule: messenger RNA, 3239 nt
Organism: Acanthopagrus latus (yellowfin seabream)
Lineage: Eukaryota; Metazoa; Chordata; Actinopteri; Spariformes; Sparidae
Product: inactive serine protease PAMR1
Exons: 9
Coding region: 1020-2894 (624 amino acids)
Biological process (GO): proteolysis
Molecular function (GO): serine-type endopeptidase activity
Source: RefSeq, a predicted model, not a curated record
GAUGCAGUCUGUUUGAGAACUGUAAAACCUGCCACAACGGAACAUGGAGAGCCAAUGACGACUUCUUUGUCAAUGGAAAGUUUUGCACGGAGUGUCGUCAAGGCUGGAGUGGCGGGGACUGUAGAAGUGAGUAAGAAACUGUAGCGGAGCAUCGCUGUAGGCCUCAUCUCGCCCAUUGGCUGUCAUCUCGAUGCUGACAUGAGAAAACAAGGAUCAUGCAGUUAAGAAGUAUUUAGUUGUGAAGGAUUGUGCACUCUGCCAUUGAGAUUCUCUUUUCAGAUUACAUUUACUAGUAUGCGAAAUCCUUCGCAAAAUGCAGCCGCUGAUAAGUGAGUCAUUGAGCAAAGACUGAGAGCUCUUGAGGACUGACAUAAUGUGACGGCUUAAAAUAACUUCAUGUUUUGGAAAGCUUUAAAAUCUUUUGUACAUAUAUUCAGCAUUUGUGCAACUAGUUUCUUUUGAGUAAUUAUCCACAUUAUAUACAGUAUGUAACCAGGUUAGAGCCUCAUGGAGAUUAAAAUCCAUACGGAAAUGUAAUAUACGACAUAUAUGCACCUAUAUCAAGAGGGAUGCUGCCAUAUGUGUUCCCUACAAGGUAAUAUGUGAUCUCUCUAUAUAGGUGGAGAUAAAAAUGUGUAUAUGUAGAUUUAUAAAAUAUAUGAGUAUAAUGAAAUAUUGAAUUUCUAUGUGGUAUUAUGUUGCCAUUCACGUAUAUACAGUGUAUGAAGAUUUGAUUUUAUGAUACCCACAGUAAAAUGUGUGUUUGUACAUGUACAGACACAGAUAUACAGAAUAUUCAGUUUGUAUAACACAUAUUUAUAUUUCUCCUAUUUCAAUGUAGUAACAGCAUGUAUGGAGAUUUAAGGACAUCACAUUGACCAAGAGUGCUAUUCCAGCGAGCAUCUGUGGCAUUCUCAUGUGGAGGCGUCAUUCAGCGGGCUCAGGGUCACAUAGCCCUGGAGAGUUACCCAACAAAUGCACACUGUGAAUGGACGGUGCAAGUGGAGAGGGGCAGCAGCAUGGAGCUGAGGUUUUCACUGCUCAGCCUGGAGGCAGACCACAGCUGUCGUUACGACUAUGUGGAGCUGCGAGACGGCGACAGUCUGAACUCCCCUGUGAUCGGACGGUUUUGCGGGGAUCAGCUGCCUCAGCCAAUAGAAAGCUCCGGGAACGUCCUGCACAUCCUGUUCACCUCAGAUGGCUACAACAACUUUGACGGCUUCGUCCUUACUUUUCAGGAGAGUCCAGAAAAUGUCUCCACAGUUCCAGCCAACAAGAAUCCAGUGUGUGCACCGCCAGACAAACUGGUUAAUGGAUAUUUGCAGCUUGUGUAUGGCCCAAAAGAGGAGCUUGUAUCUGUAAACUACCGAUGCCAUCUACCUUUCACACUGAACGGCUCUCAGCAGAGGACCUGUCUGCCAAAUGGCACUUGGAGUGGCAGAGUUCCCACAUGUGUUAAAGGUCAAACAAGCAGAGUCCGGUGUUCUCCUCCAACCAAAUUGCUCAAUGGUUACCACAGACCAGCUCCUGACACAGCUGGAGGUGCAGAGACAAUUGAGUUUUUCUGCAAAAAGUCCUACAUUCUGAGUGGAAACCACCAGAUUACCUGCCUCUCUAAUGGAUCCUGGAGCAGCAGGCCGCCAACGUGUGUUAGAGCAUGCAGAGAGCCCAAAGUGUCUGAACUUGUGCGACAGAGUGUCGUGAAGCCGCAUCUGAUAUCCAGAGAGAGUCCAGACCAAAGGCUCUCCUCCAGGUACAACAUGCACGAUCUGUUGUCAGCUGGUUUCAUUCCGCUCACGUUGGACAAACAGUCAAAAAAAGACGACCCUGUCCUCGCGGAGCUUCCUCGCGGCUUUCACCCAGUCUACACAAGCAUUGAGUACAAGUGUGCCUCACCGCUCUACCGCCACACGGGAAGCUCCCGGCGCACCUGUCUGAAGACUGGCAGGUGGAGCGGACGCCAUGUUUCCUGCUCACCAGUUUGUGGCAAAUUCGACACUUUCAGUCUGCACAACCUCACAGACAGCCAGUGGCCGUGGCACGCAGCCAUCUUUAUCCGCUCACCUCCUGAUCGCGGUGCCGGCACCCACAGGCCACGUGGAAUGAGUGUGUCUAUCCAGCAGGGGGCCUCAGAGGAGUCCACAUUCUGGUACCUGGCCUGCAGCGGGGCUCUGCUCACACAGCGUGGCGUCCUGGUGGCAGCUCAGUGUGUCGUAGACAAGGACACGCAGCAGACCCUUCACCCGGCACAAGUGAAGGUUGUCAUAGGCGGGCAGUACCAGACAUCCAAGGAUCAGCUGAAAAGCCUGCACCACCUCAGGGUUUCGGACAUUUUGGUCCAUCCAGAUUUCCGCUCUACGCCGGACUCCGAUGUGGCUGUGCUCAAGCUAACGGACAAGGCCAAGAUUAGCGAGCGUGUGUUGCCAGUGUGUCUACCCAAAGUGCAGGGAGGAGAAGUGACAGCACAGGAGGCUUACACUGCGAGGUGGAACUCACCAAACGAUUACAGGCGCCUGAGUCAUUACACUCCCUCGAGCCAGACGAAACUUGUUGAGCUGGGUGAUGUUUCGCAAUGUGAAAGGGAAUUUGCUCAAGGAGGAGCACGUACCACAAUGAUCAGCGACAAUACACUGUGUGUCAUUAGGAAGCCGACCAGUCUUCAAAGCCCUUGCCCCAGUUUUGUUCCAGGCAUCACAGCUGUGCCAGCUGUGUUUUCAUCCACAAGUGGUGUCUUGCCGGUUCACGAGGAGGCUCCGGAAGCCUCCAUCACAGGCUGGCAGCUUCUCAGUUUAGAGAGAUUCAGCUCUGAGGAAAAUAACUGCCACCAGCAGACUCAUACAGUUCAGACGCGAAUCGGCAACUUUCGAGACUGGAUAGAGAAAAACAUGAAGUAGAUUUGAUUUUCUUUCCAGUAUCAGCAACUUAGCUCUUAAAUGGUAGUUUGUUUCCUGUUUUGUAAACCUCACAGUUGGUCAAAAUGGUUGAGAUGGAACAGACAGUGAGAACACACCAUUCGCUGUGAUUAUUUUGUCCUGCUCUCUGUGUCAAUAUCAUGCGAGGCGAGAGCUGUUUCUCCUGGAACUCUGCUUGUGUCCGCGUGCAUGUUGUUCUGUAUUUGGGCCACCUGCGCUUCAAACAACAAUAAAGACACACGCUCACAUCACCAUACGCAUGGUGUCUAAAUGUUACCUUGCGUUUGCGAGCUGUAUUUUUCGGAAUAAAAUUUUGGUGAUAAGGAA